AUGGGACUAGCUUCUAUUUAUGAGGAAGAUAUUACAUCUUUUUAUACUCGGAAAAUUGAAGAAGCAGAACUACAGAUUAAUGAAAAGACCCAGAAUUUAAGAAGACUUGAGGCUCAGCGUAAUGAAUUGAAUGCGAAGGUGCGUUUAUUGCGUGAAGAACUUCAACUUCUUCAAGAGCCUGCAUCUUAUGUUGGAGAAGUUAUUAAAACAAUGGGUAAGAAGAAGGUUCUUGUAAAAUGUCAACCAGAAGGGAAAUAUGUCGUAGAUAUUGCAGAUGGAAUAGAUAUUAAAAAGCUUACAGCAGGUCUUCGGGUAUCACUUUUAUCAAGUUCUUAUACUCUUAACUCUAUACUUCCAAGCAAGGUUGAUCCUCUUGUAUCUUUAAUGAUGGUAGAAAAGGUGCCAGAUAGUACUUAUGAAAUGAUUGGUGGUUUGGAUCAGCAAAUUAAGGAAAUUAAAGAAGUAAUUGAACUUCCUGUCAAGCAUCCUGAGCUUUUUGAGUCUCUUGGGAUUGCACAGCCUAAAGGUGUUUUAUUGUAUGGUCCUCCUGGUACAGGAAAGACGUUACUUGCUAGAGCUGUAGCACAUCAUACCGAUAGUAAAUUUAUUAGGGUUAGUGGUUCAGAGCUUGUUCAAAAAUAUAUUGGUGAAGGGAGUCGUAUGGUAAGAGAGUUAUUUCUUAUGGCAAGAGAGCAUGCUCCAUCUAUUAUUUUUAUGGAUGAGAUUGAUUCCAUUGGAUCUACAAGAAGUGAAGGUGGUAAUCGAGGCAGUGAUUCGGAGGUUAUUAUGGCGACAAAUAGGAUUGAUAUUCUUGAUCCUGCAUUGCUUCGUCCUGGUAGAAUUGACCGGAAAAUUGAAUUUCCUCCUCCUACAUUGAAGGCUAGAGCAGAUAUAUUAAGAAUUCAUUCAAGGUCGAUGAAUUUAACUCGCGGUAUCAAUUUGCAAAAAAUAGCAGAAAAAAUGAAUGGUUUUUCUGGGGCAGAAGUAAAAGGCGUAUGUACAGAAGCAGGAUUAUACGCCUUGCGUGAGCGAAGGAUAUUUGUACGAGAAGAGGAUUUCGAGCUUGCUGUAUCUAAAGUAAUGAACAAAGCGGGUAUAUCGGAUGUUAGUUUAUCAAAACUCUUUAAAUAA
Messenger RNA from Pneumocystis murina B123, 1131 nucleotides. RefSeq names its product 26S protease regulatory subunit 8. Gene Ontology annotation, cellular component: proteasome regulatory particle, base subcomplex. Lineage: Eukaryota; Fungi; Ascomycota; Pneumocystomycetes; Pneumocystales; Pneumocystaceae. The transcript has 6 exons. Gene Ontology annotation, biological process: proteasome-mediated ubiquitin-dependent protein catabolic process. Gene Ontology annotation, molecular function: ATP binding; ATP hydrolysis activity; proteasome-activating activity. Bases 1 to 1131 code for a protein of 376 amino acids. The record is from RefSeq and is a predicted model, not a curated record.